UGGUCUGACACUGGCUACCAAUUCAGAGAUUGUUAUGUGCUGUUUGCAAUUUCAGAAAAUAAAAGAAGAAAGGCAGAAUUGCAGUAAGUGGAAAAGGGACUUAUAAUCAUGGCAGGGAAAGGCAGCUUUGCACCGAGUCCUGUGGGGUAUGGGUUGGAAGACUGAGGGGAAAGAAUUAAGGAACAACCCACGCAAACCUGAUUUGUCAGGAAUGUUGUGGAUUGUCUGUGUAACAACCAGCCCACUGUAGCUUGCUGGCAGGAUGGGUUAGCAUGAUGUGUCAAUCCUCCCUAUUUGUCUAUAAAAGUAUUCCAGUGUGGAAGCAGGAAGCAGAAAACAGCCACAGAUGUGUAUAGGGUUGUGACUUACUUCAGAGAAGACAGUCCUCUGUGUGAUGGGCUAUCCAGUCUUCUUCUUAUGGUGAUAUGUAUUGCAAUGCUAUUUAAUUUAUAGGCAUUGUAUCCUUAUUUGCAUCUACGCAUAUAAAUUAGCAUAUGCAGUCCUUAUGUAAAUUACUUGCUUCUUUUUUGUCCUUUACCUGUCAUGUGUCCUUUAGCUAAGUCAUUUGCCCUCAAUGAAUGAAUGAACAAAAAUUGAUGGAGGACGGGGCGGAGAGAGGGAAUGUAAAAAUGCAACUUACAUUUAUGCUAUGCUGAGUUGUAAUCUUGAGGCUCAUUUGUCUACGAGGGUUUGAGGGUUUUCCUCUGUUUGUCCUAUCACUCAAGACCAGGCCUGCUCUUCAGCCUUCACAGUCUCUUUGCUGGUUCACACACUGAAAAGGGUGUAGUGGAGCAGCUUUCCACAGCCUGGUGCCCUGCCCUCCAGAUAGGUCUCACUGCAACUCCCAGGUUGGCUGUAGGAGUUAUGGGAGUUGCAGUCCAACACAUCUGGAGUGCAUCAGGUCAGGAAAAUCUGGCAUAGAUUGUUGAUCCUCAGAGUUCUUUGCCCUCGGGAAAGUAAACUCAAGGAGAGUAAACUUCCCCCACCUCCAAGAUGCUUCUAAUAUUCCUGGCCACUCCUUGCAGUGGCCAGGCUAGAAUGCAGGAGGCCAUUUCACACAGUUGCUCAGUGUGUAAAAACUGCACACAGUAGGUUUCAGCAUGCAGUCUUGGGUUUGUGCAUGUCCCAACUUGCCCUAUUCAGAAUGCUGUAUGUGAUUGAAUGUGUGUGUACACCCUGCCCGCAUAGUAUGUGCAGUCACAUUUUAAAUAGCACAAACUGCAUGCCAAGAUGUACUAGCCUGAGCUUCCUCUACACACUGUGUCAAUAUAUGCACUCGUUAAGUCACUAGAGAUCCAACAAUUAGUGAUCUUGACACACAUAGACUAUUAGCUCAUAGAUUAUUAACUGAAUCCAGGACAAGAGUAAAAUCCCAGAAGGGUAACCCCUUGCAAACGUAAUAUUGGGAGCUAAAUACUAAUGGGGAAACCCAGCAGGAGCUUAUACUUCCUGCAGCCUUGCUCAGGCAGGGAGUUCAUAUUUACUCCAAAUCCAGGCUUAGAAAUGAGGAGGAAAGAAACACCAGCUAAAUCCCAAAGGGAAAUCCAGCAGGAACCUCUGCCUCCUGCAGCUUUGCUCAAGCAGAGAAUCCUGAGUCUAUACUGGGCACAAACUGAAGCUGGCCCUGGCUUUUUGUUUAUAAGUAGUCUUUUCCACUACCUAGGCCUGCACAGUGCUCUUGACAGUAUAGGCUUUUUCUUCCCUGGGUUUAAAUACAGUUUUUAGAGCUAUAGAGAAGCUCACAAACUGAGGCUUAGAAAUGGAGGAAUCCUAAGUUUGAGAGUCCAAGGUAUUACUUAGAUUUAAAUCAUGCACAAAAGAACACAGCCUUCCAAAUCAGGACCCUUCACAGAUUAUCUACCCAUUGUCUGUUGUCUGGAGUGAUUGGUUUAAAAGGAGAAACUAGAUACAGUGGGCAUUACAGAAACCUGGUGGAGUGGAGAGAACUAAUGAGAUUGGGUAAUCUCUGGAUAUAAACUGCUGACUUUCUUACAGAAACAUAUAUGUCCCUAAGAUCAGCCUUUGUACUAGAGACUGGAGAAUGGACAACAUAAUACUAAUUUUUAGAAAGGGAUUUUGGGGGAUCUGGGGUAAUUACAUGCCAUUUCUCUUAAUGCACAUGGAGGAACACUCUGAUGAAAACUUCAACAUGAUCUCCUCAAAGGUAAGUCCUGUCUCACUAACCUACUGAAGUUGUCAAUUGUCAAUAAGCAUGUCAACAAAGGCUAUCCUGUAGACAUUAUUUACUUGGACUUCCAAAGGGCUUUUGACAAAAUUCCUCAUCAAGGACUCCUGAACAAACUUAGCAGGAGAGUGUCCUCUAAUGGAUCAGUAACUGGUUAAAGAAGAGAAAGCAGGUAGUAAGAAUAAAUGGUAAUUUACCAAGAAUAUAUUGUCAUUUCUCCCAAUGGAUGGGUGUAAACAAUAUAGUCCCAUUGGGUUAGGUUUGGGAUGAAGAACAGUGCUUUUCAGACUAUUCAUAAAUGAUCUGGAAUUUGUGAUCAGUGAAUUUAGCCAGGUUUGCUGAUGACACUAAACUAUUUAGGGUGGUUAAAACAAAAAGGGAUUGUGAGGAGCUUCAAAGGGAACUCUCAAUGCUUGCAGAAUGAGCGUCAAAAUGGUAAAUGCAGUUUAGGGUAAGUAAGUUCAAGAUAAUGCAUGUGGAGGCAAAGAAUCCUACCUUCAUGUAUAGGCUGAGCUAGCAGUGACUGAUGAGAGGGAUGUUGGGGUUGUGGUAGAAGCUCCAUGAAUAUGUUGGCCCAGCAGGCAGCUGUUGUGAAAAAGGCAAACUCAAUGUUAAGUGGAACGAAAAAAAUUAUAUUAGGUAUAAUUAUGAAAUUAAUUGAAAAUAAAACUCUCAAGAUUGUAUUCCCCUUAUAGAGAUCUUUGGUUGGUUGCACUUAGAAUAUUGUGUGCAGUUCUGGUUGCUGCACCUGACAAAGGACAUUACUGAGUUGGAUAACGUGCAGAGAAGGACAACUAAAAUGAACAAGGAGUUGGAGCAACUCUCCCAUGAUGAAUGGUCACAACAUUUGAGAUUGUUUAGCUUAAAAAAAGGAGUGAAGAUUUUGGAGCAGUUUUUAUGAAGGCAUACAGUUUCUAAAACAGAUGGGAAUUGGUUCCAUUGAAUGUUUCUUCUGGGAAAAUGCACUGAAUCAGAGACUGUGCCUAAUAUGGCUGAUUGUGACCUUUACCUCUACUGGAAUGGACCCCAAUGCAUGACUUUGUUACCAUGGUGAUGAUCUUAACUACAACUCUGGAAAACAAAGGUGCUGAUUCUCUAUCAUGCAGGGCUGAGCUGCACACUCCAAAGAAGAUGAGUCAAGGAUCCACUCUCUUCUCUUGUGGAAUUAUGGAAAAUGACAGAUGGAGAGAUCUCAGCAGGAAAUGUCCCCUUCAGAUCGAGCAGCCAAGCACCACCAUUUGGGACUGCUUGCCAGACAAAGGCGAAGAAAGCUCCAUAUGGCAGAGAGAGACAGCUAGCACAUGCUCAGUGACCAACUUGAUCAAAGACCUCAGUCUCAGUGACCGUAAUGGUAACCCCUCAGCACCACCCAGCAAACGCCAGUGCAGGUCACUCUCUUUUUCUGAUGAGAUGUCUAGCUGCAGGGCUUCAUGGAGGCCCAUAGGAUCAAAGGUCUGGACUCCUGUAGAAAAGAGACGGUGUUAUAGUGGGGGAAGUGUGCAGCGUUACUCCAAUGGAUUCACAACCAUGCAGAGGAGUUCAAGCUUUAGCCUUCCUUCCAGGUCAAAUACAUUUUCCUCUUCAUAUGACCAGUUUGGAUCUAGCAACCGAUUUGGAUGUCAGCCAUGCCAAGGAAUGCAAAGCUCAGCCACUUACGGACAGACAAGUGAUAUCUGGGGCAAUGAUCACAGUUCUGUUGAGGGUGGCAGGGUUGACAUCCAGCGAUCACUCUCAUGCUCCCAUGAUCAGAUUUCCUUUUCAGAAUAUUGUCUACCCUCAGCAAACAGCACACCCACCUCAACACCAGAGCUGACAAGGCGCUCCAGUGGGCUUUCCCGAAGCCGCUCCCAACCAUGUGUCCUUAAUGACAAAAAAGUUGGAAUUAAACGACGGCGGCCUGAGGAGGUAAAGGAACAGAGACCUUCACUGGACCUUGUCAAGAUGACUCAGAAUUGUCAAACUUUUAACAGCCUUAGCUGCCUUAGCACCACAGCGGAUGACUGUGCUCAGCAGAAUCAGUUCUCACCUGACAUCAGUGGCACCAGUUCAUGGACGACAACUUUGGACGUCAUGCCAGGCAGGACACCAGCCUGUACCCCUGUGCCAGAGCCACACUCAAAUGUGGAAGAAUGUAAAUUGAACAAAGAAGAUUUCUCCUGUGAAGAGUCAGAGUUUUGUGCCACAGAAGAUGAGAGCACUAGAAAAGAAGAUGAAAACUCCUCAUGGAGGAACGGUGGGACAGGAGGGGACAAUGUCUUUCAGUUGGAUGGGGAAUUGGAUAUCGAGCAAAUAGAAAACAACUGAGAACACGAAGGAUGAGGUGUCUGCGUCGGAGCUCUUAGAGGUGGUAAAAUCUUGCUGAUAUUAUUGCAGACAGGAAUUUUCCUUCUUCUUGGCAAGUGGGAGAAGACAAGAAGUUUUGCCAAAAUUUCAUCAGGUAUCUCAUUAAACCUUGAAACUUUUAGAACUACUGUAGCCCAUGAGGUUUCGCAAACAAGCUUUAGAGAAAAUUUCUAAAUUACAUCAGCACAUUUUUUUUAAAGAAAGCUUUGUGGAUGUAUCAAAACUUGAAAUUCUCGAAUGUUAGAAGAACAGUAAAUUAAAAACAAAGAACAGGGCUUAAGCAAAAAGGAAGGGAGGACCAGAAUGUCCGUUGCUGGUCUUCAUUUACAAAGUAGGUAAUAUACCAUCUAGAGAGAAAGCAUAUGAGGAUUUCCUCUGCCUGAUGGGAAUCCUACUCUGCUUUGGCUUUUGGAAAGGGUGGAGUAUACAGACAGUUUAUGGUUGUUGACUAAUUUUGAUUUUAAACUGCAUCUCAGCUAUCCUCAGCAAAGGGAGAAAGGAGGAGAUGAGCAUUGUUACCUGGAUCCAAUUUCUUUCAGAUUGCGUAUCCAAUAGUUCUUACAAAGUCUCAUAAAUCAGAAGUUCCAGUUCUUUGCUGUAGAGUCAAAAUUUCCAAAGAUGCAGUAGCCUGCUAUGGUCCAUAAACUCAACUUAUUUCCUUUGUAUUUCUCAAUAACACCAUGAAAAGAAAGUACAGUACAUUUGCCCGGAUUGAACAAAGGAGAUCUGUGGGCAUUAACAGGUUUCCACACUUACAACCCAAUCUGGUCCAGGGUGGACCAACUAGGUGCAUCUUUUGAUGAAAAUGAGAAUUCAUUGCCCUUUUGGGGCCCCACUAUUUGUUAUGAGUAGUCAGUUACUUGCAGCUAGAGCUGGAUGGAGGCCAUCGCUUUGGGGAGAAGAUCAACCCAAACAUUUGUGCAUCCUGAAAUUUAAAUAAAUGGUAGAAAUACAUUCUGAAUGCUAUAUUCAUAAUACUGGUUAUCUGGAUAAUGGGUUACAUGGCAUAUAUAAAAACAAAAAGCAUGAGUAGAUAAUGGAGUUUCUUGAGUUUGGUGCUUUGCAGCUGGAAAGGAUCAUAAAUACUUGUUUUAUGUGGAACAGAUGAACCCUUCCUCACCUUGGAGCCCUCCAGGUGUUUUGGACUUCAACUCCCAUCAAUCUCCAGUCAGACUAGGAAUGCUGGGAGUGCUAGCUCAAAACAUCUGGAAGGAAGCCAGAUGGGAAAGACUGAAAUAAUGUAUGGUUGCUUUACUGCACUUUGUACAGCAUAAUUAGUAUCUAAAAUCACAUUCAGCAGCAAAAAGAAGUGAAGGUUACACAUUUCUGUGCAUGCAUCACACCUCAUCUCGAAAUCAUCCACACCCAGGACUGGAAAGACCAAACACUAAUGAAAGGCAGGUGCAGCACUGCCUUUCUUUCACAAAAUAUGGUGGCAACUUGCACUGCAGGACCAGUUGUGGGACUAUAGCCCUUGACUGAUUGCAUGUAUUGCCACCUCCCCAUGGAAGACAUAAAUACAUGCAGUCCUAAGAGCAGGAGGAAUUACCUCAGUGGAUAUCUGUUGCCCAGUUUCCCCAUUCACAAUAGAAUGAAACUGUAUCUUUAAGAUAAAACUUAUUUUUAGCCACUUAGUGCUGUUUUCAAUGGAAGAGGGCUUAUUGCUUUCUGCGAUGGGGGCAGCAUAAAAAUGCUAUAAAUAAAAAUAAAUAAAUAAAUUAUAAAAACAUAAUCUAGUGCACCCUGUAGAGAUUAAUUGAGAAUCACAGAUCUUGCCCAUGUGCCUCUAGUAUAGGAGUGGGGAAUCUAAGACCUCCAAGAUGUUGUGGGACAGUAUAUCUCAUUAACUCUGACCAUUGGCUAUGCUGCCUGAGGUUGAUAGGUGUUGUAGUCCAACAUUACUUGUAGGGGUGCAGCUUCUCCUGCCCUGUUCAAAGGUGUUAGCUCUCUCGUCUUUUGAGUUUGAGCAGCAUUGGUAUUUGAUCUGAGUAGGCUUGGUAAGCUGUCACCCUACAAACACUUGUAUGAGCUGGGUUAUAUGGCAUAAUACCCUGCAAUAAUUUCCUCCUGCUCCUCCUUCACCUGUUGAGACAGUUGGCUAUACCUUAUUUUUUUCAGACCUCAAUUGUCUUCACUCUUUCAAAAGGUGCCAGUCUGAGUUUCUAUCAGUUGGGCUGUGCACACUUUGGAUUAUUAUUAUUUCUUUUAAAAAGAGAUUUCUGCACAAAGAUAGCAGCAAAUUCUGCACCUUGUAAAAACUAAUCAUAUUUGCAUGUAUCUUCUUAAAAUGCAACAAGGAACUGAGUUAGUGACUGGAGUUCCACCUCCUAACCAUUUGGAAAUUUUACCAGCUUCUAUCAAACAACGAGGCUGAAUUCUACGUCUAGUAUGAGUCACAGAAUUCCAGUAAUGCUGUUUAUACCAAGACCUGUCUACACCAAUGCAGUACAGGCUUCGUGGAUGGCUUGGUCUUGACUGUAUACCCAUGGAGAGAUCUUUAGAAGCAGAAAAAUCAUUUCAUCCAUUGCACCAAAAAUUGGCUUGAUACAUGGAAGCCAGACUUGGGCUUGCAUGUUUGCUGCCUUUUUAGGCCAUCAUGCAUUUUUUUUUCUUUUACAGAAAAACCAGUCUGCUAUAACAUCCUAGCUGCCCAAAUAUGGUUUGCACUAGGCCUAUAGACUGGAAUUGCAAAGCACUGUCAAAACUGUGGUUUGUGAUUAAGAUUUGGUUAGCAAGCACAGGCCAUAUUUUGCAGGGUUUGAGAGAAUGAGUCACUAUGGUUUCCUACAAAAGGGGGUGGAAUUGGAGGAGGAGUGUGCACAAGGCUGAGUCUCAGUGUUAGUUGUUGGCUGAGCAAUUCUCACAUUUCAGUUCUCAGUCACAGGAAUCCUCAACCUAUUUGGCAAGAUCUGUGAUGAUCACAAAUGGACUCCCAUGCGAGUGGUGACAAUUAUACAAGAGAGAGAAAAGGUCCAGGAUGGCUCUGGCAGCCACCACAUCCUGGAAUCAAACACAAGACUUUCCAUCACACUGCUGAUGACAUGUUGCAGAAUGUGAGCUGCUCAGAUCAAUGUAUGCUCCCUGUUCGCAGACAUGAGCAACCCCGCCCCCCCCAAUGGUAAGAUAGCUUAGAUGAACAAACAAUAAAUACACAGCACAGCACAGGAUACCUUUAGUUAUACAGAUUGCAUAGGACCUGCCUUUGGCUAAGACGAGGCUGAUACAAAAUGCAGUCCGAGAUACAGAAAUUCAGGUAGCCACAGUCCAGCAUUUCCUUCUACUUCUUUCACUGAUUGUAGUGAACAAUAAGCAUAUACAAUGUAGAAUGGAUAGCUCAGUUGAAUAAGCUGUUCACUUACUACAAGGAAACAUUUUGUGUACUUAUAGAGAAGGGAGAAAAGAGCAGUUUUGUUUUUGUUUUUAUUAAGCAGCACAGGUUUGUUUGUUCUUUUUUUAAACUGCACUUUUUUCCUAUGGUGGUAUAGAUGCUUUCAGCUUCUAAUACCAUAGUAGAUUCCGCCCAACUGUAGCUUUACAAUGUCCAGUCAAACUGUACAGAUUUUGUUUGUUUGUCCAUUUGUUGAUUUAUGCUGAUCCUUCCUAACUGAUGCUCACAUGAUGUGCAGGCCAAAUAUUAACUUAGGGAAGGAAUUGCUUUCAUUCUGAAUGUCCUGGAUUGUGCAUUUUGGUGCCUUGGUGCAACCUGGUGAACACAUCUAUAAAACUGAACAUUCUUAGAAGGACAUGUUUGUAGGAUUUUGGCACUUAACAUGCACUGUUGAUUUCAGAAACUGACAGAGCAGAUGUUCCCCAGUUUUGACUGGAAUGGGCUCUCCCAAAUUGAACUAAAUUUGGCCCAAUUCAGGACUGAUUCUAUGCUUUGGCUUAAUUCAAGUUGCAUUGCAGUCUCAGCGGUGGCCAGGCAUGUGACAUUCCCUUUGUGAACCUUUUUGUUCCUCUUCCUCUCCUGCCUGCCUGCCCGCUCACCCCGCCCCCCAGGUGGCAGGUGGCCUCACACACACCAUGGCAGAACUCUCUUGCCCCCCCCCCCCCCCCGCUACAUUGCCCCAAGCAAUCACAUUUCCCUCUUGAGGAUUUCUCCAACAUUGUAAAUAGGGAACAGGGUAGGGCUGUGUUGGGAUGAGUCAUGGCAAGGGAGGCAGGUGAUACUGCAGUAUUGGUUCGGGACUGAUGAAUGACAGUGACGUAUCUGUGGCAUGAGCCUACAUUUUGCUUUGCGGAGGGCUGAUCAGCAGCAGCUAUUUAUGGUUUCAGGUCGGCAUGAUCUGUGUUGUGGUGACUUCAGCAUUUCAUCAAACUACUGCUGCAUUCCCAAUUGGGCAAAUUUAUAAUGGCAAUUGGAUUGGCCCACAUCCUGACAAGCUAAGUGGACCCUGUGAAUCAGUCCUAAACUGCACAGUGCGGUCUAAGCUAAACAGGUACAAUCUGAACACAGACUGGAUGUGCAAGAGUGCACAUAGUGCACCAUUUACUAUUAAAAGUAAAUGUUGGUUAGAUAACAUCUACAUGUGUAGCUAUUUCUUAAGGGUACAGCAAAUAAUACUUGUCCAUGGAAGUUUUGAAGAGUAACUUUCAGCAAAGUUACAAAAAUCCAUGAAUACAAUAUGGAAGCAGACUGGAGGAGAAAGACUAUUGCUUAUGGUGAUACGCCGGUUCUGUUCUACAUAGAACUUGUGUCAGAGCAUUUGAUACAUGUUGUAAGAUCCCACAUUUCUUGCCUUGAAGUGUUCAUCAUCUCCUUUUUCCCAGUAACUCUUUAAAAAGUACUCUGUGCAGCCCUUUAUUGGUAAGCUACUGCAAACACUGAGUUGAAUUGAGACUAAGGCUGCAAUCCUAUACUCACUUGCAUGGGUGUAAAUGUCACUCAACUUAGUGGGGAUUACUUUUGAGUAAUCAUGUAUAGGAUUGUGCUCUAAGGUAGCUGAAUUUAGGUCCCAGUGAAAUCAGUGGGACAAGCUAGUCAUGACUUAAGUCCAACUGAUUUCAAUGGGGAGGGCAUCAAUUGAUGUAGUCUGGAUCCAACUCAUUCUGUUUCUUUUCUAUUUGUUGCAUGUUCCUGAAGUGACAAGACCUUCCCUCGCUUGGAUUGCAUAAAGACAUUUCCUAAUUCUCUACUAUCAAGUAAUCAAUCACCCAUCUGAUGUGCAUAAAUGCACAUUUUCCCCUCUACUUUUUUAACCUUAACAUUCUGUCACUGAAGUAACUAUUCUUAAUUGUAGCAUCUGCUUUUGGGUGUACCAACCUAGAGUACAUCUUGUGCCAUUAGCAUUAUUCUUUUUGAGAAAGCAUAGGUCUGACUUACAUACAUCUUGAUUUAUGGAUGUUCAGUUUGCUUUUAGUGCUAUAGAGAUGCUAUUUUCCUUUCAUGGGACUGUAAACUCGUAAGGGCUUUAAAAAAGCAAAACAAAAAGGGCUGCUACCUACAACAAGCUAAAUGCACAGAGUAGGAAAGUGCCCCAAAGGACCACUACCCAACUCUCUUAGCUGUAGUGUAGCAUUUAUUAUAUAGCAGCAAACCCUCUUUGCCUUAGUAAAUAUGCUUCACUGAAUAAUGGCCUUUCAGUGGGCACAACUGCAUAGACACAGUAUACUGUUUUGCCUAAGGUUAGGCCAAGAUGACAUUUGAUUGGAUUGUACUGGUUUUGGUUUUGUAUGAUUUAUGUUCUGAAACUGAGUUUUAAAAGCCUUACUUUUUAAAAAAUAGAAAUAAAACUUUGUGGAUUUAUGAAUGUGUGUGUGUGUGUGUGUGUGUGUGUGUGUGUGUACAUAGAUAUACAUACACACUCAUGCAAAAUCAAACUCUGAAAUAUAGUAUGUGUCUCAUAUUCAGAGGACAUCCUCUCAAUUGUAACAUAUAAGAUGCAUUGAUCUCCGGAAAUCACAGAACCUCAGCUGGAUCUACUGCUUUCCUACUGGAUCCCUCCACCAGGGAUUCCCUUGUUCCUGCUGGAGUUGUAUGAUGCUACAUGCACUACUUAGAUUAGCUCACUUGGCAGAUUUUUGCCAGGUGGGUUCCAGAAUCUGCCACUAGUGUUUGUUGUGGGUAAUUGCCUUUAUUUUCUAAGCAGUAAAGUCAAUUCAGCAUGGAGACUGACAAAAGCUUGUUUGAAACAUGGAUCUAGCUGGACUGUGGAUGUUUCAUGAUAGCAGCAAUAAAUGUUAACAAUUUCCCUCUUUUAAAAAAUGGAGCAGGGUGUUUUGCUUUGUUUUCUUUUGUAUUAGCACUGGUGAACUUGCUUACAAAGAAUUUGCCAUGCACCUGCAGUGAUUGCUCUUUGGAACAUGUAUUCAUGAAACAUGAGAUACAUCAAGAAAGAAAGGAAGCAGAAGAAUAUACUUCUGGAUUUGACUGUAAUAUUUCACGAUACUGAAUAGCCUCUUUGGCCAAUAACCAUUGUGUUUCAGGUGCAUUUUCAAUAGUCCUUAUUGGAAAGGACAAGAGGAUAUUUUUAGGAUUGUAGCCGUGUUUUCCAGCAUUUGUUUUUGAUGUUUAAGAAUCAAAUGAAUCAAAAGAUGAUGAUGGCCAAAAAGCCUUGAGAAACUAUGAAUUCUGGUAACCUUCAGCGUGUCUGUGUGUGUGUUUGCACACUCUGUGUGUGUAUGUGUGUCUGUCCAUGAUAACUGCACAGAUGCAGGCAUAUUGACAUGUAUACAAAGUCAGCUCUGUAGUUGGUGUUAUAUUUGUUCAAAAUCAACUAUUAUUGAAGACUAUUCCUUGACCUGAAAAUUAAGACUGCUGAUUUGUACUCUCUCAAAUGACUUUAUUGCACUAUAGAGCAGCUCAGUCUCAGGAAUUUACUUGUUACUUUGACGAUGUAAAUAAAGCUUUCUGAUUCUGUAACCUGC
This is a messenger RNA of Varanus komodoensis (Komodo dragon), 11395 nucleotides long. It is a transcript of the gene FAM53B, whose product is annotated as family with sequence similarity 53 member B. Bases 3215 to 4489 code for a protein of 424 amino acids. The transcript is spliced from 5 exons. NCBI's taxonomy places the organism in Eukaryota, Metazoa, Chordata, Lepidosauria, Squamata, Varanidae. Gene Ontology annotation, cellular component: nucleus. The record is from RefSeq and is a predicted model, not a curated record. Gene Ontology annotation, biological process: positive regulation of canonical Wnt signaling pathway; protein import into nucleus.